AUGACUGCGAGGGGUACUAUAUCCGACACUACACGAACAAUUCUCGAAGAGUUGUCAGACAACGCAAAAGAAAAAGUUCCCGCAGACGUCUAUACUCAGUUGACGACUGGCUUUGUACCCGCUGUUAAGGAAGUGUCAAGAGCAGGAAACGAGCUAUUGAAAGCUUAUCAAGCUGUUCAGAAAUGCUCAGAACAAUACGUGCUCGCCCUCAAAACACUCGUGGACUCAUCAACAAAGGCGUUUCCUGGGGCAAAGGAGCAUGGGGAGAAUUUGAAUGAACUAGUGGAUCAGUACUCGAAAAUGAUGGAUUUGCACAAAAAAAAUGCGCCAAGGCAAGAAAGUGGAACACCAGACACUUCUAUUACAAGUCCUAGCCCAGUUGACGUAACCAAACCCGCAUCGACUUCAUUUGUUAAUGCACAGCCUGAGGAGAAGCAUGUGUUGGAAUCAACGCCACCACCGGUAGUACAGGAGCAAAAAACUCCGCGAGCUUCUUUCAUAAACAAAGAGAGCCCAGUCCUAAAUCAGGCACCAAUUAAUCGGUAUUCGCCCAGUGACUGGCCCAACAACACGGCAGAAGCCCCUCGUCGAGAAUAUAUUACGAUGCCAGCAGUAGCUCCGAUGGAAUAUCGGCCUGAAGAACCCGAUAAACGUGAGACAUCUCGCCCACCUAUUGGAGGACGUCUGGUUUUACCUCCUGUUGAACAAAGAGCAUCGCUCUAUCACGUCGAUACGGAGUUUAAUCAGCAAACUUAUGCACCAAGCGUGGUAACUCGCCCCAUUGCACCACUUGCACCAAAACCAGCAGCAGGUAUGCAAACUAAAUAUUAUAAAUCUCUGCCUAAGCCUUCGGUUUAA
Strongylus vulgaris is the source of this 858-nucleotide messenger RNA. The record is from the annotation of a GenBank genome assembly. Lineage: Eukaryota; Metazoa; Nematoda; Chromadorea; Rhabditida; Strongylidae.